CUGGCAACAUUGUUAUCUAUUUUUCGCGACGGCGACGUCCAUCUUUAUUGAUGUGUUCAGUGUUGUUUUGUUAAAUUAAGUAUGCAAAAAUAAUAUUAAUACUAAAUAAAAAGCACAGGUUAUUGACACUAUUCCAUUAAUUACGUAUGCCUAAAAAGUUUCACUUGCAAAUCGCAACUAGGUAUUGACCUAAGUGUUAAUUGGCCAACCUUCAAAUGUUUUCGUCUAAAAAUCUAACAUAACUCGUACAGUGCGACAUUACGCGUUUGUGCAUUUCCCUCGAUCGUUACUGUUGUCAAAACAGAUGAAUUGUGAAAAUGGAUAGACUAAAUCAGUUAAGGGGGGACGCCGGGGACUCGACGCUGGACACGUCGUCCCCGCCGAGCGAGGCCUUUAUGUCGGCGAACGAGAGCUCCUCGAAGUAUUUCUCGCUGUCAGAAGUCGACUCCACAUUCAGCAUAUCGCCUUCGAAGGACGGCGCGGUCGCCGCCGCCGAAUCUGACCGUACCAUCUCCGAGGAAACUGGAAUCGUUCCCAAUGUAUCGCCGAUCCCGAAAGCCGACAUAGAGACAUUCAAAAUCGGUAAACACAUUGAAGCGGCUAACAUUCUCUCUGGCGGAGUCAACAUAUUCGAUGACAACGAAAACUCCUAUGAUGGUAACGAGCUCGUCAUAGAUGACAACAUUGUGUUGGAAGAUGAAAAGGCAGAGGUGAAGUUGAGCGAGGAUGCAGCCAUUCCAUUAGAGAAGGACACAACCGAAGACUCGUUGAUAGAAAGCUUGGAGGAGGAAGAGGCCAUUCCGAGCAAAGACACUGAAGUUGUAUUACAAAUUGAUGGCAAGAAUGUAGAUGCGAUAGACAUCGGGAACCAGUUAUAUUUGUAUAGGAAGGCAGGGGAGAAGGAGCUCUCUGCUGUACAAAUUAUCGAGGAUGAACAGCAACAGCCCAGCUUUAAAUUUUUAAAAGUCCGAGAGAACACUGAAGGAAACUUGGAAGUGUAUGAGGAAAUACAAAUUGAAAUUCCUAAAGAAGUGCCUUCUGAAGAUGGUGCUUCUAAUGAAAAAACUCAUGUGCCUAUCAAUGACCUUAACAAAGUGAUAAAAGAGCCUUCAUGUAACAAAGUUGUUGAUAAAAUACAUAUGACACCAAAUAUUGAAUCAAAUUCUAUUAGUGCUCCUUUAGAACUAGUUGACACACAACCAGAAUCUAAAUCAGAUGUAAACUUAAAUGGAAAGAUGAAAUUUAAUGAAUCUCGUAAAUCUCCCUUAGCAUUCACUCCUGUUACAUAUCAUUCAACACCAAAUAAAGAGGGCAUUCCAUUGACUAAAAUCAUGGUAGAUCAACAAUUACAUCCCAGUAGGCAUUCAGACAAUGUAAAAAAAACAAUUGAAGUAAAUACUGAAAACAUUAAGGCGAAAAUUGUUGAAGCUUCUAUUAAAGCUACAGAUGUAAAUGAAUCUACUAAGACACAGAAACUUGACACACCAAUUGUAGAAGCAAAAGAAGGCAAUAGUCACAUGCCUAUUGUAAGUGAAGUAGUAAAUGAAGAUGUAGCGUGUGAUUCUUUAGUUGAAGUCAAAGAACAUAUUGAAACUACUGGUAAAGGUUCCACUGAAAGUACAUUUAUUUCUGAAAGUAAAGAAAAUGCCCUAAACAAUUCUGUAGAAGCUCCAGCUGAAGAAAAAGUUGCUGAUGAGAAAAAAACAGACGAUAAUUUAAAACACGAAGAAAUAAAAAACAAUCCAAUAACGUAUCAAAGUCUUCCAGUAAUAAAUACAGUUAAAGAAUCUUGUGAAUCAACCUCUAAUUCAGAGAAAGAGAAAGAUAAGCGAGGUGUAAAUGAAUUAUCUCCAGAAGUAAAGAAAAAUGUAGAUGAUAACAAUUUUCAAGAGUCUGAAAUUACAUCUAAUGAAAAGAAAAUCGAAGCAAGUGACUACAAAGACCACAUAGAUAAUAUACCCGUCAAUAAUAUUGUAACUUCAACUACAACUAUGGUAGAAAAUAAAGACGCACCCUUAAAUAAUGAAAAAACCAAUGUUGAGAAACAUGACGAAAUUUUACAUUUACAGUCAAAUGAUAAUGCAGAUACAACACAUUUGAUAGACUCUUCUUUGCCCAAGACUACUUCUUUAACUGACUUAAAAGAAAAUGUAGAAACCCCAAAUGAAUAUAAAAUUAAAAAGGACGUGGUAGAACACAAUGAAAAAGAAACUGAUGUUGUUAACCUAAAUACUAAGAACAGUGUUAAUGAAGUGGGUCAAUGUGAAAUAUUUAAAAAUAGAAUAGACAGCUCUAACAUUUGCUCGAAGAUAGACACAAACAUUACGAAAGAAUGUGAUAAACCAGUUGUGAACAUAAUCAACAAAGAUAAUCAUGAUUCUAAAUCAAUAAAUCCAGAAAUUUCAACUAUUAACAAUAGCAGCUAUUUAAGUACAGAGUCAAAAAUUCUAAAUGAUACUCAUACAAAAGAUAUAACAGAGAAAGUCAAAGAUGAUUCCAUUAAUAAAAAUGCAAAGCAGAAUGAAUUAGGUUUAGCGCUGACACAGAAAGGUAAUCUUGGCCAAAAAGCAAUGACCAAAUCUGAAAUUGAAUCAUACAAUAUUACCAGUAAAGACCACUCAAGUAAACUAAACGCGGCGAAAACAAUAUUUCCUAAACAGCUUAAACCGGUUCAAGUGAAAAAAGUGACUCCGAAAACAACAGAAGAAGAAAAUAAUGAUGUUCCGUUUGGUAAAUGGACUGAAGUAAACAGACAACGGUUUUUAAAUCAAAUGAAGGAAACUAAAAUAUCAUCGAAUAGUUCAAACACCAAUCAGAUUAAACAAACUAAUGAUUUAAAUAGGCGAGAUGUGUUAAAAAAGUUUGACAGUAAAAGACAAUCAGCUGCUACUGCACCUACAAAGAUUUCCGAUUUUAGCUCCGUUCCUAAGUUUAGUAGUAAAAUGGAAACAGCGGCUUUUGUAAAUAAAGCUGCUAUUAAUCAUCAAAAUAAUCCCAUUAAACCUGUGGUGGCUUCAUCAAAGAAUUUGCCUGCGACUGUACAAGUUAAACCUAAACCAGCUCUUGUUCAAAAUGUUGCAGACGAACCAACAAAGGAAUCUUCAGAACAAAGAAUAAUUAUCAAUAGCCAAGAGUUGAUCAACAAUACUAUUGAAGGUAUUAUCACCAGAGCAUUAAAAAUCAAAACGACCACACCGGUUCACAUGAAAGAAAAAAUGACAAUUCAUACAGCUGAAAAUCCAAAAGAUGCAAUGCCGUUGCCUGGUUCUUUAGAUGAUAUUGAGAUGAAAAUGAAUGAGCUUCACGGCUUCUCAUUUUCGGAACGAUCAUCUCAAGAAUAUUCUCAAGCUGCUAACCUUGAUAGUAAACCAUCUAAGUCUGAAGAUACUAGUGUUAAUAAAAAUAACAAAAUUCCAAAUCUUCUUCCGUUUAAAAAUAAGGAUCAAGAAAAAGCUACGAAAGAUACUUUGCGAGAUGACAGUUCGGACGAAGAAAUCAUAGAACAUGUCCCUAUUACUGGUGAUAUUGAUGUCAGUAAACAGAGUUUAAUUUCGCUAUUGUCUUGCAAAGAAACUUUUAAUGAACCUAAAAUGGAUACAAUAAUUACAGAAAAAGAUUUUGAUAAAUUUGCUAGAAGGAAUUCAAUAACUUAUGAAAAUUGUUUGACUGUUAAAUUUGAUAGCAAAGAAAAACACAACGUUGUUCAAACUGUCGUACAAAAGGAACCACCUACAAAAAAAUUAUCUCGAAAUGAAUUAAUGCUUGCCGAAUCUAAAGCUAAAUCUUCUAAUAAGCACUCUACAGCUCGGCAUCAAACAAGUAAAAUACCAACAUCAAAAUCAAAGAGUGAUGAAGAUGCUUACACUAAAAACCAUCAUUCUAAAGUACAAAUAGCAUAUCAAUCCGCAUUGACAGCUAAACGUAACUUAGAAUGUCCCAUGACGAUGAUAGAGGAUAAGCCUGUAAAAGUUGUAUUUAUGGACACAAAUACGGAAUAUACUCCGUUACAGUUAAAUGUCCAAGGACAAGAAUUAUCACCAUCCAAGAAACAGGAACCUGAUCUUGAUGUACAUAGUGCUUCAGAGUCCAUGGAUUCAGACAUUUUAGAUCUAGAUACGAAGUCCCAAGAUGGAAAGUCUAAAAGUAAACAUCAAAGAAAACAGGUUCUUACGCCGGUGGAACUAGAACCAGAAUUACAGUUGAUUGAAUCUGAGCUGGGAUUUAAAGUUUCACCCACGAAAAAACGUAAAACUGAAGAAAAAUCGGAUAAAAAUACGAAAAAUCUAGUACCAAAGAAAUCGUAUUUACUUAAUCGUAGUGUUGUUGAUGAUCAAAUAUCUACAUCAAACCAACCAAAAACUGAAACUUUUACUGGUCAUAACAUAAACACUGCAAUAGAUAGUUUAGUUAAAGCCGCGGAAUUGAUUGAAAAUCAGUCUGAGAGUCAUUGUGCAAGAAUAAGCAGUCCCACUACCGAGACGCUUCAAAGUAUUCCUGUCAAAAGGGGCCGAGGCCGUCCAAGAAAAUAUCCUUUACCUGCUCCACGAGCGGUCACAAAAAAACCUUCGAGCCCUCAAAAGAAACCGCGAUUAAUUGAUGCUAAACCCCCAAAAUAUUAUAGUGAUUCCGAUGAAAGCAGUGAUGGAGAAAUCGUUAGAGUAAAUUGGACAAUGGGUAAAAUCAAUGAGAAUAUCGUUUGUCCAAUUUGUAGUAAACUAUUUAGAUCAGAAGAUGUAUUAUUCAAACAUGUGAAGCAUUGUACAGGCCCUUCGCCUAACAGAUCUGAUUCCGAUAAAAGAAGUCCAAGAAGACUUAGAGAUUCACAAGAAUCUGGACGAAAAUUACAUGACAGCAGAUCUGAAGAAACAGAUAACACGACAGAUACGGAGGAAGAGAAUGAUAAUGAAGGCGAAAAAACAAAAAAAUAUGGUGUCUCCAAACCAAGGAAUGACGAUUUAGAAGUUAUUGUGAUUGAAGAUACGCCAGUUAAACAAAAACCUAUUGAAAACAAAAAAGUAUCGCGCAAAUCUAAACUUUUACACAACACAAAUCUUGUUUGUGAAUUUUGUGGAAAAGCUUUCAGACAAUUGUCAUAUUUAGUUAACCACAAAUUGCAACACAAAAAUGAAGAUCGAAAGGAUGUCAACAGCCUUGAAAGUGAAACUACAAAAAGCUCAGUUUUUAGCUGUGAGAUUUGUAAAAAGGAAUUCCGUAAAUUGCACCAUUUAGUGCAGCAUCGUCUUAUCCAUAAUCCGAGUUCGACGGCUUCUCGGUCGCUAAGAAAGACAUCUUCUGAAGUAUCUGAAACCAAAAGUUCGAAAAUACAUAAUGAUGAUACUAGUGCCGGCUUUAGAUGUGAACCGUGUGACAAAUCGUUCAGGAAACUGCAUCAUCUUGUUGAACACAGAGAAACUCAUGAUGGUAUCAAUAAAAAAGGCAACACCACCAUCUCGCAAAGCACGACUGAAACUUCUAAAGCUGUUAUGGCGCACUAUUGCGACAUUUGCAAAAAAGUCUUCAAAAAACUACAAGAUCUUUUGGAACAUAAGGAACAACAUUACGAGACUAGUUCUGAGAAGUCGGAUGAUAAGAGUGUGAAAAGCUCGCUAUCGACUAAAGAUAUAAUACACGAAUGUUCACUAUGCUACAUGGUGUUUCCAAAUGAACAUUCAUUGACCAAACACACUGUAAUUUGCUUGAGAAAGAAAAGACAAUCUGCUGCGAAGCAAGCAGCCAAGCAUGCCGACUCUAAAUUAGACAACGAAACACCCGAAGUGCAAAACAUUAAAUCUGAAGAAGACGUGGUGGCACAAGAUGUUCAACUAGUAAAUGAUACUCUUGAAACUGAAGAACCAAUGGUGAAACAAAUAUCCGAAAAUAAUGAUAAACUAGAACAAGUAGAAAAACAACCGAAAGAUAUUGAUAAUAAAGAUAAUAAACAACAAGAAAGAGAUUUAGAAAAUACAAACAAAGAUGAGAAACCAACCGGUGAUGUCGUGCCCAAAAAGAGACACAGUACUGCAAGUGAGAAAACAAAAACAGACGACAUUGAGACACCUGCCAAAAUCAAGAAAGUAGAUGUCAAAGAAGGUGUGAUAAACGUGGACACACCCUCGCCUAAAAAGAAGACAAACAAGGACAAAUCAACUGUAGUUUUCACAAAGAAUCACAAAACUAACAACAAUCCUUUGCCUGUCACUGAUAGUGUAAAACCACUGGAAUCAAGCGAUGAUGAAGAAAUAAGAUACAUGCUCAAUCCAAACUACAAGAAAGAGGAAAGUGCUGAAAGUAAAUAUUUCAUGAAGAUUAGCGCAUUGAAACGUAAUUCAUUACAAAUUGAGCGACCUAGCUCAAAAGAAUUUUUAAAGCGCAGGAUUUCGCUGCAAAAUCCACCGAAAAUGCCGCGCCUGAAGGCGACACCUAUUGAAAGAAAACCAACUCAAGACCAAGCGAAAUCUAAAGUUACGGCUGAAAAAAGGUUAACGCUUAUAACUGAGCAGACAACAGAUUCAGAUGAUAGUGACGUAAAAUAUUCUUUCCCGAUUCCCGAAAAAGAAAAAUCCGUUGAAAGGAAAAUUAAAAGACAAUCGGUAGGCGCAAAACGUAAAUCACUUGUUGGUAUUGCGAAGAGAAAAUCACUUGGGAAAGCUGUGACACCCAAAGCAAAACCAAAAAAACGCACAACUGAAAUCGAGCACCGGUGCGACUGUGGCCAACUGUUUAGCAGCGCAGCGUUGUUGUCGCGGCACACCACCCUGGCGCACACCCCGCCCAGAAUACGCAGGCGACGGUCGCCCCCACCCGAGGAGGUUAACACUAAACCUACAGUCGCCAAACACACAAUCACCAAACCCACGAUCACCAAGCCUACAGUCACCAAACCCACGGUCACAAAACCAAUAAACACCAAACCAACAAACACCAAAACUAUAAACACUAAACCAAUAAACAAAAAAUCCAAAUUAGACGUUACCAGCUCGAAUAAAUCCUUAGGUGUAGCAACCAGAAAAUCUAGUGUAAGCAAUGUAAGUAACAAUGAAAUGAAUACUGAUUCUGGUAAGCAAGUAAAGAGUGAUAGUUUUAAAACAUUGAGGAGUGCUAAAUCAGUGCCCGGUUUUGAUAAGAUCAAAAAGAAAUAAAUUUAUUACUAAAAAUAAAGGUUUUAAUGAAGGACUUAUAAGGACGCUUCGUAAAUUCAAAAUACAGACUUAACUAUUGUACGCUAUUAAACGUUUUGUUAGUGUCUAGGUAAAAAUAUUGUUGUGGCUAAUUUAAAAACUGAAUAAACUUAAUUCUUUAUAUUAACUAUAUCUAUUGAAAUUCUGCCAAUUUAGGUUCUUUACUAUCAAACUUCAUAUUUGUUUAAAAGAGUUAAAUUAUACAUAUCUACUUUUCUUACAUCUUGGUACUUAUUUGAAAUUUGUAUCAGUAUUUUGUUAGUUUAUAUUACAGUCUUAUUAUCUCUAUUUUCUGAUAUUCUCUAGAAAGAAAAAAAAACUUACAUACAAAUUUUUAUUAUAGACACUUACAUGUAAAUCGUAAACGUUUUCUAAAGUCAGUGCCCGAGAAGACUAACUCUCAUAUUCAAGUUAGUUGGGUAAUGUUCCACCUGUCAGAGGAUAUCACAUUAUCUGUCUAUUUAUCUAAUAGGAUAGUUGACUAAUAUCAAAUUUAAUAUAAAACAAUAUUAAUUUCGUAUAGUACAUGAAAUAAGGGUUAGAAAAAUAUCAAUAUCAAUUAUCAAUUUGGUUGAUAAUGUCUCUCUGUUUGAUAUAGGAUUAGUUAAUGUGACGUCAUGAAACAGUUGAAAUAUAGACCAUGGCCAACAGCAUCAAAUUUAUAUUUGAAAAGCGUCUCAAAAACAUAUGAUAAUUAAUUUUUCAAACUAUUAGAAUGAUAUUGAUCAAUUUAAGACCAUUUAAAAAAGUGUCAACUAGCCUAUUGCUAGAGCUUACAGCAUUCGAAUGUACUGGAAAGAUUUUAGUACAUAAUAUUAAUGUUUGAAUAUGAGAGUAGGGCUGUAAGCAGAGUUAUUUAUAAAUACAUUCUGACAACGCGAAGCGCUCACAAGAAGUAACACACGGACCACUGUUCAUAUAAUAUAAUAUACCUAUAUUUUUCCUAUUCGGCAUGUUAAGAGUCAAAUAUGUGAAAAUCAAAAUGACAAAAUAUUUUUAUCGCGGUUUGUGGCGUCAGUCUUGUCUAUAAUAUAAUAAUAAAUGAUAAUAAUGUACAUUUGCGAAAAAAAAAUAUAUUUUGUAAUGAUGGUGCUAAUUUGGUUAUACAUGAAACAAAUUUGACAGGCCUUUAAAAAUCAUUAUGUAAUUUUUACAGUCGUGUCAAAUGUUAGUUAAUGUUUUGUGUACAAUCUAGAAUUACCACCAAUAAUAGUUUUAUAUUUUGUCAAUUUGUUCUAGAUGUUAGAUAUAAUAUUAUUGAUUAAUGUAAAUGUAAAAGAGUAAUAAUUAUUUAUAUAUUUUCAAUUAGUUUUAAGGAUUUAAUUUUUACUAUCAUAAGUCAGCAUGGUGCAAUUUCAAUAACAGUUUAACUGGCUUUUUAUUAGAAACACUGUGUUUUGGUCGUGAGGUAACGUUUAUGGACUAAAUUUAUAAAUUGCUAAUAUAAAAUUGGAUUUAUAUGAAUCGUACAAUCAAUUUUCAAGUAACAGACUUAGGAAAUAAAUAGAUUGAGGUGUUUUUAGUUCCUCAUAAUAUAAUUAUAUAGCUUUUGAUUGAAAGUAAAUUUUGCAAGUGUGAUAACUUUCUGAUGCGACUAAAGUAUUCCAAUAUAUUCUUUCCUUUUGUCUGUUUGCAAACUGUGAAUAUUAUUUAACUGUGUUUAUACAAAUAUUGAAUUUUAUUUUAUGUACCUUUUAAAUGUCAAACAUAUUGGCAACAGCCAAAGCCAGGAGUGCCAAGCCUUAACAAUGGUCUCCACUAAGUUGUUUUGUCUGAAACUUGCGGACUGAGCAAGUUUACAAGUUUAUAGACAGUCGUGACAUUUGCUGAUCGAUAAUGCCAUUGAUUAAUGCUUAUUUUACUUGAAAACAGAUUGAUAAUGUCAUUGAUUAAUGCUUAUUUUACUUGAAAACAGAUUGAUAAUGUCAUUGAUUAAUGCUUAUUUUACUUGAAAACAAAUUGAUAAUGUCACUGAUUAAUGCUUAUUUUACUUGAAAACAGAUUGAUAAUGUCAUUGAUUAAUGCUUAUUUUACUUGAAAACAGAUUGAUAAUGUCAUUGAUUAAUGCUUAUUUUACUUGAAAACAAAUUGAUAAUGUCACUGAUUAAUGCUUAUUUUACUUGAAAACAGAUCAAUAAUGUCAUUGAUUAAUGCUUAUUUUACUUGAAAACAGAUUGAUAAUGUCAUUGAUUAAUGCUUAUUUUACUUGAAAACAAAUUGAUAAUGUCACUGAUUAAUGCUUAUUUUACUUGAAAAAAGAUCAAUAAUGUCCUUGAUUAAUGCUUAUUUUACUUGAAAACAGAUUGAUAAUGUCAUUGAUUAAUGCUUAUUUUACUUGAAAACAAAUUGAUAAUGUCACUGAUUAAUGCUUAUUUUACUUGAAAACAGAUCAAUAAUGUCAUUGAUUAAUGCUUAUUUUACUUGAAAACAGAUUGAUAAUGUGAUUUAUUAAUGCUUAUGUUACUUAAAAACAGAGUAGAUAUAUUCCACAGCUUCCUUCAUUUGAAUAACAGCACACCCCUUAUGUUGACAAUGUCGAGCACAAUUUUAAUUACCUGACUAUUUAUGAAUGAGGUCUUGCGAAUUAUCACAACUUUUCAAAAAAAUAUAAUGUGUGUAAUAGGGCAGGACAUUUGCUUCUUAUUGCGUUAUCUCUUUUGUCUGUAAGAAUUGAGUAGUUUGCUUGUGUCGUUGAUUUUUGCUAAAUAAUUAUAUUUUAUUAAUAGUGUUAGUAGUAUUUAGUAUUUCACCAGUCCUGAAAGAUAUGGAUAAUCAAGAAACCAGGAUUGCAUCUCAGUGCCACCUAAAAAAAAACAUUGAUUUCCUCCAUCUUCAUUCUCUAUAGGAGAGUAUUUUUGGUACUUUUUCAUUCCAUUUAUUAUUCAAUUGAUUUUUUUUAAAUUUUCAAUUUCAUAAUAUUGUUGGCACUAGAAAUUGUGCAAUGGUUUUGUUGAAUAUGAAUUAGUUUGAUGCAAUUACAGUAAAUUUUAUAGAGUUAACAUUAUGAUUAAAUCAAACUCUUCUCUUUCAGGAUUAAAUUAAGGAGAAAUUACAGGAAUUUCCUGUAAUUUCUGUUUCUAAGAAUAUUUUUGUAGACUAAUCUCUAAAAUUAAUUGACUAAACUAUUAAAUAUGUAAAUUUUAGGGAUUUGCCAACAAUUGCACUAAAAUUAACUUGUGUAUAUUUAAUUGGUCAAUUUAGUUUAGAGAUUAAUACAAAUAAAUCGGCACUAUUGACUUAUAAUACCUUCACAAAAAAAUCUCUAUAUAAAAAAGAUAGUACAGUAUUUCAAUUAAAUUGGUGUCUUUAAACAAGUGGUCAGGGUAAAUUGCACACAUAAAAUAAUAUAGACAUAUCGAAUGGUUUCUUUUUUUUGUAGUUUGGGUGGAGUUAUGCAAGCGAAAUCCAAUUUAGAUUUCACAUACUUGCAGAUAAUAAAGACAACAAUAUAUAGUAAAUCAUUAUCGACCUCUUAAUAAAAAGUGGAUGCACAAUCGGCGAUCAAAAAACGUCCUCAUACAAUGAGUGCCAAACACAACUUCUUGGCACUCAAUUCAAGUAGUCGCAUUUGCAAAUUCAACCUUAAACUCAAUACUUAAGGUGGAAUUUGCUCUGAAUUUUGGAUUUUAUUGGACUAUAUUUAAAGGCCUUUAGGUAAAAUUUUCUUUACCAAUAACUGUAAAACUGCCAAAGGAAAAUUGGCCAGUUUUUAAGUGACGUUUUCUACAUGAUUGUGCGUCCUUUUAUUAUAAGAGGUCAAUGUAAAUCAUAUACAUAUACAUAUGUAUAUCACUACUGUAGGUAUGAGCACUUGUAUCAUUGUUUUUUUCAGUGAACAUUUCUGAAGACUGGCUCUUCAGAAAUGUUCACUUAGCGCAACACUAAGCCUAGAUCUUCAGAAAUACAGUCCAUCUAUUUCCAUUCGAUAAUCAAUGUUUAAGCAUUUUUUGACAAUGUUACAUUUCAUCAGGAGAGUAGAAUUGUCGUUUUGUUUGUUUGCAUAAACCCAUCCAAUUUACUUAAAAUAUUUGUAAAAUGUUUAUUGUUAAUAAUAAUUUGAGAAUAUUACCAUGAGCUUAUAACAUCAUAGUGAAUCGAUUUUUUGAGGAAUUGUAAAUUUGCUAAAGCGGUUUAUAUGAAGCUAUUAUAGCUACCCCACAAAAUGAUUGUUGUAGUGCUUUGUAGUAAUGUUUUUUUAAUGUAAUGUUAGCAUAGUAUGUAUGUACCAUAAUAUAUAAUUGAACUGAACACAAAAUAGUAGCGCUCUUCUGUAACAAUGUUUUUUUUUAGUUUCUAAUUCUUCUUUAGCUCUCUCCAUCUAUAGAAUUGUGUUAGAGUUAGACACAGAGAAAUAGAGAUGAAUUCCAUGUUCACACUGUCGAAUUAUAAAAUAUCGCUACAGAAAAGCGUUCUGUUCUGAUUUUAGAUGGUUUCGAUUCAGAAAAAUCGGAACUAAAGUUGAUCACAUCUGUCAAUAUUUUUUAAAUUAAAAGAAAAAAAUCAUGAGAUAAAAAAGAUACAAUAGUAAUAAUGGUAGACUUAUUGCUGAAAACGUUCUCUACCAGUCAAUUUAGCCGAAAAAAGUAAUAGCUCUUACAUAUGUUCAUCCGAGAAGUUUAAUUGAUACUUUUGAAAUUAAUUAUAUAGGUUGUACUCGAUAAAUUAAAUUCAUUUGUUUUAUAAGCCAAUGUUUUCAAAGUUGUGUCGGUAAAAUAUGUAAACGCUAGAUUGUUAUUGAUAAAUUGAAUAUAAAUAAUACCUAUUUGUACGAGUAUGUUGAUCAAGACUAUUUUUUUUAUUAGUAUGUUUAUUUUAUUACAACAGUUUUCUAGUUAUAUAUUCAAUUUGUUUUAGUUUAUACUCGUAUUAAUUAUUAUCAGAAUCGAAACCAUCACCAAAGCCUCCAAUUUGGACGAUAUUUAAUAUUUAUACUACUUAUAUUAUAAUGGGAAAAAAAUGUAUUUUGAGAUAUAUGUCAUGAUACAACCGUUUUGAAUAAUAAAUAGUAAGGAAUAUUUCGUAAUAUGUGUAUACCAAGUAAUUUUAUGUCUACAAUCCUCUCAUUUUUUAGAAAACUAGGACCAAAUUUUAUGGAAAUUUGUUUGUAAUAAUAUAUAUCGCUGUUUUUAAUAUUAAUUAAUGUUUAUUCUGCCCUUGUGACUAAUAUUGGAAAAUAUAUACUGUGGAGCCAAUUGCACAACAAAUAUUUCAAAUUUAUUUGGCAAGAAAAUAGAUUUUCUAUUUUCUAGAUUGUAAAUUUAUAAAGAGAAUUAUUUAUAAGGCUCUUUCUGCGUUUUUAUGUUUUUUUAACACAAUUGGUACCACAAGGGGUCAGCACAGGGCAAAGAAUAUUUUUUACUUAUGUAAUUAUUUUCCAAUUACUUAAUAUUUUUCGAAUAUUUUUUUUUAGAUCUGUGAAUAACAAUCAAUCACAUUAAUGAGUAAUAAUGAGUGAGGAACAUUCUUAUACUUGGUACUUUAUUUGAAUUGGUUAUGUAUUAUAUUUCGAAAAUCGCUAACCCCCGCGACUUCGUACGCGUGAAAAUCGAUGUAAACUUUAAACCCCUAUUUCACGCCCUUGUAUUUUAUUAUAUUUUCACGUAGGUAUUUUAUAAAUACCUAAUAAAUAGUUCACUAAUCUUUAAAAAAAUAUAACUCAAAACAUGAACAAUUUAGGUAGGUAUAUUAAAAAAUCUUCAAUCCCUUUUUAAUUAUUACAUUAUUUUUAGUAUUUUUUUUUGGUAGAACAAAUACCAAUUUUUACAAACGUAACUUGAAGAUUAAGAACUUUCCAUACAGACUAUCAAAGCCCUUUCACACCCUUCUUACUUAACUUUCGCGACAAAAAAUAUGCUAUAGCCUUCUUUGUGAUAUGGUCUCAAGGCGUGCCAAGUUUCGUUUGAAUUCAUUCUCUAGUUUCAGCGUGAUGCUCGGUCAACAUAAAAUACGGAUAGACAGACAAAAAAUAAAUAAAAACCGUUUUUGGCUUCUUCAUCUUCUUCACUCUACGCACUCAAUUAAGUUUUUCAAAUUAUAUUCAAUGUACAGAAUUUGAGAAUUACAGUUUUAAUUUAAGUAAUAAGUAUAGAUUUUUAAAUUGAUCAAGCAUGCUCUUGUUCUGUGCUGGCCCUUAUUAGAUGAAUAAGUAGAUGUCUCGUAAAAUAGCAUUUAACAUAAAUUUUAUAUAAAUAAUAGAUCUUAAUAUAAUAAAAUUAUUUUUAAUAUGACACAAUUUCAAUAUGGGUUACAAUCAAAUAAAACAUUGCUGUUUAUUUUCAUACUUAGCUGUUAAAAAUGUGUUUAAUUAAAAAUAUUAUGUGUUUUUUAAUUUGUAGCAAAUGACAAUAAAAUUACAUACAGAACAA
Molecule: messenger RNA, 13543 nt
Organism: Bicyclus anynana (squinting bush brown)
Lineage: Eukaryota; Metazoa; Arthropoda; Insecta; Lepidoptera; Nymphalidae
Exons: 5
Coding region: 318-7139 (2273 amino acids)
Biological process (GO): regulation of transcription by RNA polymerase II
Cellular component (GO): nucleus
Molecular function (GO): DNA-binding transcription activator activity, RNA polymerase II-specific; RNA polymerase II cis-regulatory region sequence-specific DNA binding
Source: RefSeq, a predicted model, not a curated record